Molecule: messenger RNA, 2454 nt
Organism: Brassica napus (rape)
Lineage: Eukaryota; Viridiplantae; Streptophyta; Magnoliopsida; Brassicales; Brassicaceae
Product: meiosis-specific protein ASY2-like
Exons: 5
Coding region: 1-2454 (817 amino acids)
Source: RefSeq, a predicted model, not a curated record
AUGGUGAUGGCAGCGGAGAUCGACGUGUCGAUGAGCGUUCGAGCCUUUGAAGAAUUGACAUAUCUUAAGUCGAUGGGGGAUGGACUAUUUUCGAUUCAGAUGAGGCCGAACUACAACGUGAUCGUCGGUUAUCCCAACAGGACGAAUCAUUGGCAGCGUUUCUACUUCUUCGUCAAGUCAGACGAAUUUGCUUUCGAGGACCCGCCCGGCGAUGUCUUUCGUUUUUUAUGGAACCCCGAUCUUGAGUUUAUAGCAAACGCUCGCGUUGUCGCGUCGCUUGCUCAAGAGAGUUGGGAGAACAUUACUGUCGAGAGGAUUCGACGAGCCGUCUAUAGGAUCUCGAAGAGGGAUUGGUUGUCCGAUCUGCUACCGUUGGUGACUGGCAAGAAACACAGAUUCUUGAUCUUUACCAGAGCGGAGCAGAAGAAGAUAAACGAGGCCAGGAAGAUGACAACCUUGCCAGAUCUAAGUGCGUUUUUAGGAAGCCGUUUGGGCGGUCCGUCGAGUAACGAACCGAUUUUAGUUUCUAGUGAGGCGACUCGAGAAGAAACUUUGACUGCGAGCCCUCAGUCGGCGGUGGUCCCCGAUCCGGUGGUUUCCGAGCUCUCGGAGGGGAGCCUCGCUCCAGAAGUAGUCGAACCGGAGAAAACUAAGAAGAAAGGAAAGAAGCGGGCAGCUUCUGGUAUUUCCGUUUCGUCGGUCGAAGGGACUUCGGCAGAGGCGCAAUCCAACGAGCCUUCCAAGAAAAAGACGAAGGAAAAGAAGAGGAAGAAGUUUGUCGAAGAGCAGACCGAGCCCGAUGAGGUUGCGGAAGGUCGAGAGAUCGUGGUCCAUGAUGGUUCUGGUCGCGGUGCUGCUGCACGUGCUGAAGGCGGAUCGAAUGAUUCGCCGGGUGCUCCUCUAGAGAGGAAGAAGAGAAAGAAACAGUCUGUCGACCAUGAUGUGCCGGUUUCGACUGAGCGAGAUGACUAUCAUGCGUCAGAGGAGAGAGAGUUUAAAUAUGACGGGGACAUUCCUCUCUCGUACGCGUCAGCUGAAUGCGCUGAACUUAUCCGCCAGAUGCGGGGCGGGCCGAGGGACAUGCCACCGGUGAGCGAUCUGUUCUUCAAAGACGCUUAUGUCAACGCGGAUCGAACCAAAAGUGACGGGAGCAUGAACUUUGCCAUCGAGAAAUACGACACGGCGUUGAAGGACACACUGGCCCAGCUGGGUAAGGCCGAGAAGCUGGCGCAGGUGAGGGGCGAGGCCCUUACUCGUAAAUCGAGUGAGUUCAAGAAGACCAUCGAUCUGGCUGUCGUAGAGCGCGAUCAACUGCUCGCGGGAAAGAAAGCCCAUAAGGAGAGGUUUCUGGAGAGGUUUGGGGAGUUGAAGGACAAGUUUAGAUCGUCUCAUGAAAGAGUUAAGGAACUCGAACGAGAGAAGGCGGUCUUGGAGGCGGAGAAAGCUACUCUAGAGGAAGAGAAGAAAGAUGCGUCCCUUAGACACAUGAGGGAGAUCAACCGGUUGAAAGAGUCUCGAAGUUUUGAGGUUACCCAUGAACGGGUAAGAAUUCAUACAGAAAUGAUCGCAAAGAGCAAUCGUCGAUUCAACAAUAUUCGUAACCGGGAGGUCAGUCAUAAGGAUUUCGAUCAUGCCCGUCUCUUAUACAGUCAAGCCUUUGGUACGAAGAAAUGCCUUGAAGCUUUAAAGGCAAAUGGACGUGAUAUCCCGCAAGGCGUUAUCGAUGUGUUCUCUGAACAGGAAAAGCAUUUUGAACUCGAGGCCAAGCAACUCGACGUUGGUGAGAUCCCUAAGACUGGUUUAUCUUUCUCUCCACUUUUACUCGACUCACCGUUCAUGAACAAACAUGUCUUGGCGGGGCUCUAUCCUUACGGGUCAAACGCCGGCCUUGUCGAUCCCGGGACUGCGGUCAUUCUUCGGACUCCGAGCAGUUCUCAUGGCGAACAGUCGAGCGAUCGUCUUGAUGAUCCCACUCCCUUCGUCGAACUCAACGCUGCGCCUGCUGCAAACGAGCAUGGUGCCUCCAAAGAAACCUCUGACAAUGCUCCGCAGUUAGGUGGCAAGGUCGUAACCUCGCUGGGAGGUACACAAGUUGGUGAAGGGGUCUUGGAGAUUUCAGACUCUUCUUCGGAGGAUCGGAGUGAGAGAGAUCCAGUUGAGAAGAUGAUGGGUCCGGAGUUGGAUGACGUGGAGAAGAGUCCGGGUGCAAGGUCAGAACCUGUCGAGACUGUAGAAGCCACGCCCGUCGAUGAACAGACGGAAGGGAUCAGCGUAGAUCCCCCGAAUUCUUCCGCCGACGUCCCUGACGGAUCAGUUCCCCCAGUUAUUAAGGCUUCUGAAGAUUAUCCCCAAAUGUUGUUGUUGUUUCUCUUAGUCUUUUUGCUCUCUUUUGGCCCUGCGAGGCUUUUGGUGUUGCAACCCUUUUCAUUAAAACUCUAUUUUGAAUUUCGCUAA